Colletotrichum acutatum is the source of this 2540-nucleotide messenger RNA. Its product is annotated as heterokaryon incompatibility protein. The record is from RefSeq and is a predicted model, not a curated record. Lineage: Eukaryota; Fungi; Ascomycota; Sordariomycetes; Glomerellales; Glomerellaceae. The transcript has a single exon. The coding region runs from base 382 to 2463 and encodes 693 amino acids.
CCAACCUGUCGACGUUAUAAAGAACAGCUUCACGAGACACUCAGCGACAGUCUGGCGCGUCAUCCUUCUUCUCGGAACUGAUUCUUCGUCAGCACUAGGUAUAAUGUCAAGUGGCAUCUUUUGCUCCUAAAUCAUUUCCAAUGAUUGACCAAUAGUACGGCGCAGUGAAGCCGUGCGUGAGAGCCAAAGUUGGCGUCGUUUUAGUCUUGGUCCUAAUGAUACAGCUGACGAUUCUACCAUGAUCAUACGUGGCUAACUAAGCCAGGAUGCUUGGCUUCCGCCCAUCUUGGCGACUUCGAAAGCUUUCGAGUUCCCUUAUAACCCGUUCUAUCUGUUGAGGAGAAAGCAAGUGCUGUAUCGGAUGCUUCCCCAUCUGCAGUUAUGUCGUCCGGAAUAGCAAAGUUCGAAUACAGUCACCGUAUCGGCAAGGAGACCAUUCGUCUUGUGCGCAUAUUAGGCUGCGGAGCAACUGACGAUGGACCGUUGCAGCUUUCACUAGAGGAACAUGCCGUUGCUGACCUGCCAGCUUACCGAGGGCUCUCGUACACAUGGGGAUCGCCUCUCGCAGAAAAGGAGCCCUCUCAGCAAAUCGAACAGCAGCCCGCGACAGUCUCAGUGAUGCUCAACGGCCGCAGCUUUGAAUUGUUUCCGAAUCUACACGAUUCACUGUGCUGGAUCAGAGCGCACAACUCUUGCGACCUGUACUGGGUCGACGCCAUCAGCAUCAACCAGGCAGACGAUAUCGAGCGCAGCAUGCAAGUCGGCAUCAUGGAUCGUAUCUACAAAAAAGCUACCCGCGUCGACAUAUGGCUAGGCUCCGUCACUGAAGAGCACCACCCAACUGAGGUAUCCCGUUUGGUUCAUACAAUGGCCGAAAAUACCCAGCGGAACUUCAGCUUCGACCAAGAGAACUCCUUCUUUGACGACGAUGCUUUGAGCAGAUAUGGCUUACUACAUGUUCCGGAUGAUGUGUGGUACGCAUUCGUCGCCUUCUUCGAACGCAAGUGGUUCAAUCGUGUUUGGGUCGUUCAGGAGGUGGCCUUGUCAAAAGACGCAUGUAUUCUUUGGGGCAACGAUGUUAUUCCGUGGGAGACUGUGGCGUAUUGCUCCGACUUUUUGUACGAAAGCCGUCUCUACGAGCAAUUGUCAGAGGUCUUGUACGAUAACAACCCUACUAUCAAGGACGUCAAGAUCGGUAGCAACUCGUCGGGCAUCGUUGCAAUUCAGAGAUGUAGACACGACAUCCUCGAUUUGUGGGACAGCACCACGCUAGAUCACAUCGUCGGCCCGCUCGCCUGCACAGGGGGAAGCAGCAGAACCAAGACAGCCGGUGCGCUGUUAUUCCUGAUGCUACGGCUGACGGUCGGAGUGGAGGCCACUGACCCAAGAGACCAGGUUUUUGGCUUGCUGGGCAUCCUCAAUCUUCUCUUGGACCUUAGUGGCCGCACAAGGACGGAGUUGGAGGCCAACUACCGCAGACACUGCACGCCUACCAGCAUAUACACCGAUACGGCAGUCUUCAUCAUGGAAGAGUGCAACAAUCUGACUCUCCUGACGGCGGUCGCCGAUGGCUCGGUCAAUAAAAUUGAAGGUCUGCCGUCCUGGGUGCCCGAUUUCUCCGCAAACGGGCCGUCUGCCCUUCUGGCGAUGAGAUGGCCCGCCGAGAUUCCCUACUUUGACGCCUGUCGUUCCAUGCCAACGAACUACCGCGUCGUUGAUGACAGGCUUCUCCACGUCAAGGGCUUGUGCGUCGGCACUAUCUCUUUAGUCGGAGAGGUAUACUCGGAACUAGCCACGAACGGAAGCUUCACGCAGUGGGCCGACUUCCUCUUGCAAUGUGAUCCCGUCUAUCAGCCGACAGGGCAGUGCCGAGUAGAAGCAUUCUGGAGGACAUUGAUCGGCGAUAGAGACGCGUUGAGGCACCCCGCCCCCGAUAGCCUCCAAAAGGCGUUCCAUUCCUGGAUCGCAGACCACGUUGUGUGGGAAGUGUACUGCGCGAUGAAGAAAGGCGCCGAUAUUGAAGAACACAUCAGCCGUCUAGAUAGCAUCAAGAGACUCGCCGCGUCGGAUGUCAGCAAGACGGUGCCCUCGUGUGAUGUGAUUAUGGGGUAUCUAAAGCAGCUCAAGGAAUGCGAGAAGCAGGAGCAAGUUGAGGGCCUGUUUGAUCGCUUCAAGCACACUUGCCAGGUGUAUGUGAAUCUCGCGUUUGAAACGCUCUGGGAGAGGCGGCCAUUCCUGACGGACAGUAGCCACAUGGGGCUUGGAGGCCAAUCUGCGCAAGAAGGGGAUGGGAUUUGGGUGGUGGCUGGCUGUCCGUCACCGCUUGCGCUUCGAGAACUGCCGGUUUCUUCUAUUUCUGGGCCAUUUAGCUAUCGGUUGAUUGGGGAGGCUUACGUGCACGGCAUCAUGCACGGGGAGGCUGUUGGUGAGGAUGUGUCUUGGGAAGAUGUCUGCAUCCAGUGACGGCAUCUUUGGUUGAUACUUUUUUUACAUUUUUAUUUUUUAUAACAUAAUUUGCAUCUUGUUAGGAUGAAUUGCAG